This is a messenger RNA of Schizosaccharomyces osmophilus, 4131 nucleotides long. RefSeq names its product transmembrane transporter. The record is from RefSeq and is a predicted model, not a curated record. The coding region runs from base 1 to 4131 and encodes 1376 amino acids. The transcript has a single exon. NCBI's taxonomy places the organism in Eukaryota, Fungi, Ascomycota, Schizosaccharomycetes, Schizosaccharomycetales, Schizosaccharomycetaceae.
AUGCGAAAUUCAAACGUUUCGUUUUACAUAGACUCCCCUCAUUCUCGCCCUCCCUCUAAUUCUAUUCCCACUAUUCAGCUGAGCAAAGACUCUUCAUCAGCUCGUUAUGAACCAUUUACACCUUCUCCCCUCUCUCAUACCACCCUCCCUCACGUUCCUCCUCCUCCCUCUACCUCUAAAUCGCACUCCAACCUUUCUACCAUUCAAUCAGCGCUUGCUCGUACCUCCGACUACCCUCAUCACUCAAAUCCUCUCCUCGAGCCCUCGACUACUCCAAUUCCACACACAAAAUCCUCCCCUAAUAUUCUCUCACAGCACACUUCAUCCUCUCGCUCCCACCACAAUUCCUCAAAGUCUGAAGAUGGUGAUGAAUCUGAGUCCAGAAAUUCAUCUUCUAGUGCUUCUGUUCAUAGUUCAUCAAAUCUUCCCCGAUCUUCUCAUUUGCAAUCUUCUGGUCAUUCCCAGCAUCCUCGUUUUAUAUGUCCUGAACCGGUUUCGAACCUGCAGCAGGAUGAAAGGCUUUUUCUUCAUGAGCCAUCGACCCAACAGCCUUCCAGAGCCCCUCAUGGCCAGUCUGAUUCCUCCGUUUCAUCUCCACGUCCUAAUGCUUUACCGGAAUACAGGACCAUGCAAUCAGAAAAAGACCCUUCUCUAGAUCUUCCAAAGCAGCCAGCAAAACUAUCUAAGAAGCGUUUUAAACAGCUUUGGCGCCGAUGCAAACAGCCUUCUACUUGGAAGGUUCCUUCGUGCAUUCAAUGGAUUCCCAAAAAUUUAACUCGAAAGGGGAUUAAACCUGUAAUUCGUUCAUCAAUUAAUACUUGGAUAGCUUUCCUUCUUCUCAUAUGUGACCAUACUAAUAAGACUUUUGGUAUGGCUAGUUUCUUUGCCGUAAUUACUUCUAUGCUGGUACCUGCUAUGGAACCGAUAGCUCCUAUGCUAUGGAAGUGUACCUUUCAAUUUCUACUACUAUUUACCACUUAUGCUUGGACUGUCUUGGCAUCUAAACUUGCUGCCGUCUCUCGUGGCUCUCCAUCCAAAGAAAAAUGCUUACAAGAUGCCAUCGCUGAUGGAUUUCGCUGUAGUGAUCCUAGCCAAGGAAUGCAAAAAUGCUUAACAGAAGCAAUUUUUCAAAGUUAUUUUGUUCGUCCUCUACCUUCUAUUAUAUGGGCCCUUUUCGAAUUUGUCGCUUGUGCUGUGUUAAUUCGUAUCAAGAUGAAGUAUAAACCAUUAAAUUUCCCGUGUGUCUUUGGAAUUAUCUGUGCUGCAAUAAGCGCAAAUUAUGGACCAAUGUAUCCUUACUUUUAUCCUAAUGUUGGUUUAUUUUUCAUUAUCCCUAAUUGUGUACAAACCGCCAUUACUGUCGGCUGCACACUCUUUAUACUUCCUGAGACAUGCAAUUUUUCAUACAAUUCUAUGUUGUGUACUGUUACAGAAAAUACAAGAAAAUAUAUGCAAAAACAAAUAGAAAUGUUAUCCCAUUCUCCUACUUCCGAGGGUUGGAAAUCAUUUGCUUCUACAUUGGAAAAGGAUGUUGCUGAUUUGAAAAGCCUAUUAACUAAAAUGAAAUCAAAUGAAGUCUUCUUGGAUACUGAAUUCUCUUAUGGUCGUUUGAAGGGUCAAGAUUUGGUAUCCUUGCAAAGACUUUUUAGGAAAACAAUUCUUCGUCUGUCUUCUUUUUCUUAUUUCUGUAAGCUUAUUGAGCAUAAUAUGCAAAUUUAUGACGAGGAUACAAUGGAACAAGCUGAAAAAGCAACCCUACAUUCUAGAGUUGGGACACCAGCGCCUUCUAUGCGAUCUGCCUCGCCAAAUCGAGCUGCUUUAGAAAUCAAUCAGCUUUGGUCUCCAACUCAUCGCCGUACAGUUUCAAGCCAGACGGAACAAGAGAGAGGUCGAGUUGCAUCAGCAAGUCAGUUAGUAGUACCUACAGAGGAUAAUGUGAGAACGAUCGAAUCUGCCAUUCCGUACAAUUCCUCGUCAGCAUCUUUAGAUGAUGGUAAUACUCCUCACCGUCAUAAUCGAACGCGUUCUGCAAUAACUAUAGCAGCUGGUAAUCUUCACAGCCAUCAAAGGAGUCGUCAAAGUUCGAUGGGCUCUAAAAGUCACCGAAGUCGUAGUCGUUUGCGAGGAGCAUUUGGAAAGAUUAUCAAGCAAACCAAAAAGUCGUAUAAGCCAGUAGGAAUGUUAGAAGCUCAACAUUACCUAGCUUUGGAAAAUAGAUUGCCAUAUAAUCGACCUCAAUUUCUUGACUCACUACUUUCUGUUUUAAAGUCGUCAUCUGUGGAUUUAUUUGACCAAACGAUUUAUGCUUUGGAUGCUUUGGAUGCUUGGCUAAACGAAGCUAAUCAUGAUCGAUUUAAGCAUAUUUUUUCUAAAAAAAAUCAGAAAGAAGCUAGCGAAAGUCGUCUUCAACUUAUAAAGUUACAUUACGAUCAUUUGUCUGAGGCCCUUUCUGAUUUUGAAAAGGAGAAAUGUUUUGAAGCUCGAAAACCUUACGAGCCAUUAUUCCAAAAUGCGGACACGGAAGCCUUUUAUAUGCAUUCUUUAAGGUCGCUUUUUGUGGUUUAUUAUUACGAAUCUCAUUUAAUGCAGGCCGUGCGAGGUGUUCUGCAGAUUUUAAAUACUGUCAUCGAAUUAGAAGGUAAACGUUCACGUCGGCGCUUAUGGUGGCCUCUGAGGACUCUGAGAGCCAGUUUGUAUUCUCAGCUCUCCGGACAUGAUGACUUCCAUGACGAUGUCGAAGAUGUCGAAAAGGAUCUCAAGGAGUCAAGCACGCAAGCUCGUAAUCCAGAUGCUGACAGCCCAUCCAAUUUGUACCAUGUCAUAGGUUUACAUACAAUGCGUUUGUUGAAAUCUGUGUUUAGACCCAUGAACGUUUUUGUUUUGAAAGUUGGAGCACUAGCAGUAAUAUGUACAAUCCCUGCUUUCGUUAGAAAUUCAGCUCGUUGGUAUUACUAUAAUAGAGGAUUAUGGGCUGUAAUUCUGGCUACGAUGAGUAUGCAACGUUAUACUGCUGAUACUGUUUACGGAUACCUCAUGAGAGUUGUUGGCACUUUUUUUGGUACUGUUGUGGGUAUGAUCAUAUGGUAUACAGGUAACGGACAUGGCCUAGGAAAUGCCUACGGGUUAGCUGUGGUUUUAGCAGCCAUGCUCCCAUUUGUCUUGUUUGUUAGAGUCCAUCUAAUAAUCUUAACCCCAAUGCCAUCAGUUAUUUUUUCAGUUACAGUAGCUCUUGUUGUUAGCUACUCUUGGAAAGCAUAUCACGAGCCUGGAAUUGUAACAUUCGGAGUUGGUUGGGACGUUGCCUAUCGUAGGUUCUUGGUUGUUCUGGCCGGAAUUACAGUUGCUUUUAUUUUUUCCUUCUUACCCAAACCUCUUACUGCAAGAUAUGCUGUUCGAAAAAGUAUUGGAAAUAGCCUUAUCGAACUUGGAGCACUUCAUUGCGAAAUUUCAAAUUUUUCGCGAAGAGUAAACCAUGAGCAUAUUGACACAGAAAUCCAAAGCAAGAUAUUAAACCUAACUCAGACAGUCCGAGGUUUGAAGGAUAGAUUAUCUAUGGUAAGUUAUGAACCUUCCGUAGUAGGAAAAUGGCCAAUGGAAAAAUAUGAAGCUCUCUGUGAAACCGAACUAUCGUUGUUGAAUUUACUUAAUUCGUUAAUGACGACCUUUACAACCCUCGACGACGAGUGGAUGUAUGCGUUAUUAAGAAGGAUCGGUUGGUUUGAUCAUAAGUUUAUAGCUGAUCAAAUGGCUGUUCUUUAUAUGUCUUCAAAUGCCCUACAAACUGGUAAUCCUUUACCUCAGAUUGUUCCUGCUCCUUUAGUAGACCGGUUUUUCAGUAAAAGUGGCGAUGUUUUCUUGCCCCCUGUUUUCAACGAUACCCAGUUUCAAGAACAGAAGGGGCUAAGCUAUGAUAUGCUAAGUAAUAUGAACUACCUAAAUUUUGCAGUCGGUUGUACCAUUGCAUAUGCAAUUGUCAAUCAGAUCGAUCGAAUUAUGUUUGUUACGAAAUCUUUAUGUGGUGAAAUAUACGAUAUGGAUGAAUGGCCUUUCUUAAUGGAGGAUGAAUACGGCUUCUUAAAGAAAGAACCUGAAGUCGCUGAACAGCAACGACGGAUGCACGAUAUGAUUUAA